Alosa sapidissima (American shad) is the source of this 7288-nucleotide messenger RNA. RefSeq names its product RIMS binding protein 2b (gene rimbp2b). NCBI's taxonomy places the organism in Eukaryota, Metazoa, Chordata, Actinopteri, Clupeiformes, Clupeidae. Gene Ontology annotation, biological process: neuromuscular synaptic transmission. The transcript has 28 exons. The record is from RefSeq and is a predicted model, not a curated record. Gene Ontology annotation, molecular function: protein binding. The coding region runs from base 444 to 5246 and encodes 1600 amino acids.
UAAGGAAUGAGGUGGCGCCCUUCCACCUGUCUCAGCUUUCCCUAGGGCCCAACAAGGAACAGCGCCUCCUAGAGGGCAGGGACCAGGCACUGCAGUUUCAGCUCCUUACCCUCAACCAGCUGCAGCAGCAACACACCUGCCUGGAGACUGAGAUCAACAAGAAAAGAAAGGAGUGUGAGGUGCUUGAACAGGAGGUGAAGAAAAAGAGUCAAACAUGCCAGACUCUGGAGAGCGAGCUUCAAGAUGUUCUUGAGGAAAAGGCUCGUCUAAGUGUGCAGUUGUUCACUAAUACCAAGAAGGCAGCACAAUAUGAGCAGGUGAAGACAGACUAUGAGCUGCUGCGCGAAACCCUAUACACUGUGACUCAGGAGAGAGAUUGCGCCCUGCGGGAGAGGACCCAGCUCCAAGGCAAACUGGAGAACCUAGAGCAGGUGCUGAAGCAUAUGCGAGAGGCUGCAGAGCGGCGGCAGCAGCUAGAGUUGGAGCAUGAACAAGCCCUGGCCGUGCUCAAUGCCAAGCAGCAGGAGAUCGACCUUCUGCAGAAGGCUCAGGUUGAGGCUCAAAAGGAACAUGAAGGCGCUGUCCAUCUGUUAGAGAACCACUUGGACAGCAUGCAGCCGAGGAGAAUUCCACGCACGUUGAACACAGUGUGGUUUUUGGCCAAAGUGCGAGACUUGGAGGAGAAAUGUCGGAAUCAGAGUGAGCAGUUCAACCUCCUGUCCAAAGAGCUGGAGAAAUUCCGACUGACGGCGGGGAAGUUUGACAUCCUCAGCACGAGCUCUCUAACUGGGGGCGAGCCGCCAGGGUCACCCAACAAGACCCUGUCCCAGCUCCUCAAUGGACUUGCUGCUCCAGGUGGUAAAGGCACUGACACUCCGAUGAGCCGAUCGCUCAUCUCCGAGUUCAUCCGGCCACUUCAGAUGAGCUCGGAGAAGGCGGAGCUCUUGUCGGUCAAGCCCACGUUCCUCAGCCGGAGCCAGCCGAGCAGCCCCCGCCGCGCCUUCCUCUCCGAGCAGAUGGACAAAGAUUCUGCCCCGCGCGCCAAACCCAGGUUCACAGGGAAAGUGCGUCUGUGCGUCGCACGCUACAGUUAUAAUCCUUAUGAUGGACCCAAUGAGCAUCCCGAGGCAGAGCUCCCCCUUGUGGCUGGGAAGUAUCUCUACGUUUAUGGGACCAUGGAUGAAGAUGGAUUCUAUGACGGAGAGCUGUUGGACGGCCAGCAGGGUCUCGUUCCCUCCAACUUUGUGGACUUUGUGCAGGACGACGAGUUGCCGUCUGUACCCCCCACCAGCGUCGGUGGCAGCAGCAGCGUCAUCAGCAGCAGUGGCAUCAGCAGCGGCAUCAGCAGCACCAUUGGCAGUGCUGAGCGCAGCGUCAAAGAACCGUCCUACCUCAACCACAGCCCGGCUGUCCUGCCCGCCUCCUCCGCUGCUGCGGCCGCUACUGGGCUCUCGGCCGCCGCCGCCGCUGCUGCCGCCACGGCCACGCUCCUGUCGGAGAGCGCUCCGAAGCUGGACAGCACGGGGGCGGGCAGCGCGGCCAGCACCCUCAGCACCCUCAGCACGCUGAGCACCCUGAGUAGCCUCAGCACACUGGGCAGCCUGGGCAUGGACUUCAACCUGGGCUCCUGCAGCAACGGCAUGGGGACGCUGGACGUGAGCAUCGACGAGAUCGGCGAAGACAUCGUGCCUUACCCCCGCCGCAUCAACCUGAUCAAGCAGCUGGCCAAGAGCGUGAUCGUGAGCUGGGAGCCGCCCGUGGUGCCGCCGGGCUGGGGCCAGGUGAGCGGCUACCAGGUGCUGGUGGACCGCGAGGUGCGCAUGAGCGUGCCGUUUGGUGGGCGCACCAAAGCUCUGAUCGAGAAGCUCAACCUGGCCCUCUGCACGCACCGCAUCUCCAUCCAGAGCAUGACAGAGCGCGGGCUCUCGGACGAGCUGCGCUGCACCCUGCUGGUGGGCAAGGACGUGGUGGUGGCGCCCUACUACUUGCGCGUGGACAACAUCACCCAGGCGUCGGCCGAGCUCUCCUUUAUGCCCAGCAACAGCAACUACAGCCACACCAUCUUCCUCAACGACGUCGAGUACGACGUGGUCAAGCCUGGCGGCUACAAGUAUCAGUUCUACAACCUGAAGCCCAUGACGGUGUAUAAGGUGCGUGCCAUGGCUAGGCCGCACCAGGUACCCUGGCAGUUGCCUGUCGAUCAUCGGGAGAAAAAGGAGAUCUCCGCGGAGUUCUGCACCCAACCAGCCGGCCCCCCCUUGCCUCCUCAGGAAGUGCAGGUGCAGUGUGGGCAGUCAGCGGGGGUGCUGCAGGUGCGCUGGAAACCCCCUCCACUCUCCUCCAACGGCACCUCCAACGGGGCCACGGUCAUCGGCUAUGCUGUCUGUACAAAAGGGCAAAAGAUUGCAGAGGUGCUGUACCCCACAGCGGAUUACGUCUCGGUGGAGCUGACCCGUAUCCAGUGUCUUGAGGCCCGUGAGGUCAUCGUGCGGACGCUGUCGUCACAGGGCGAGUCCCAGGACUCCCCCGUGGCAUCCAUACCCCACACCCUCCUCCGCACCUCGCCACACCCUGGACAACCACCGCCGCCCCCGCCCCCGCCCCCUCACCCCCACCACGUCUCUCACCCCCAACCUCCACCCCCUGGCCACGUGCUGCCCCACCACCCCCCUUACCCCCAGAGCUACCCCUCCACACACCCGCAGCCUCCCCCACAGCCCCAUCCGCAGCCUCUGCCUCCUCAGCCUCCUCCUCAGCAUCCCCAUCAACCACCGCCCUCCCACUCGGCCCCUCCCCACCCCCACCCACAGCCCCACAUCCCCCACCCGCUGCCGCAGAUCCCCCAGCACCCGCUCCCUAAGCCCAAGCUCCUGCCAAGUGCCAGAGACAUGCAUACCAAAGACCGGCUGGGCCAGCCGUGGGAGCCCGCGCCGCCAGUCCCGCGCGCCCCGUCGCCUCUGCCUCCGCACCUCGCCCCGCACCAUGCCCACGCCCACCCCCUGGCCCCCCACCACCACUCUGGAAUGAGCCUGGAGCCCCCCUACUUCCCGGGCCGCCGCUCACCCUCCCCGCAGAGGAUCUUGCCCCAGCCUCAGGGAACGCCCAUCACCAACACGGCGGCCAAGGCCAUGGCCCGCGAGGCGGCACAGAGGGUGGCCGAGAACAGCCGGAUGGAGAAGAGAAACAUCUUCAGCGAGCGUGGACACUCACUCAAUUCGGAUGAAGAGGAGGACGGCUAUGAGUCUCCGCAUGCGCGACGAAGAGGUGCCUCGGUAGACGAGUUCUUGCGCGGAUCUGAGUUGGGCAGACAUCCCCACUACAGCCACAGCGAGGAGUACUACACAGAGAGCAGCCGCGGCUCCGACCUGUCCGACAUCAUGGAGGAGGACGAGGAGGAGCUCUACUCGGAGAUGCAGCUGGAGGAGGGCCGCCGGCGAAGCAUCAACUCGCACAACACACUCAAGGAUUACUACCGACGGCACGACCUGGCAGAGGAGCGAGAUAACUGGGACCUGCAACGGGAGGUGGUGCGGCAGCGUUCACUGCGCAGCAAGCGCCUCCACAGCAUCCCAGAGGUGGCAGAGGACGAGGCGGAGGGCGGGGUGGUGGUGGAGGCAAUGGGCCAGCGGACGCGCUUCGAGGACCAGCGGCCAGGCACGGCGAGUCGGGGCCCCCACGUCUACUAUCAGGACUCGAGGCAGCAUAACCGGCUCUCCCCGAGCAAGUGCAUCCGCCGGCUGCAACGCCAGCGGUCCUCGCCCCGCUACUCCUCCCUGGACGAACGGGGACCUGGCGGACUCGGGUGGAUGAGUGCCCGUCAGGCCACAAAGAGCCCCGACAGCGGGCUAGACUGCGGUAGCGAGGAGGAGUGCUCCCUGGGGUACCGCGGCGUGUACAUGUAUGGCGCGGGAAGCCCCAUGCGUGUGGGUAUGGGGCGUAGCAUGCGUCUGAUCCACUGCGAGGGCCCCGUGGAGCGCCGUGCCCUGGCGGCGGGAAGGAAGAGGACGCUGGCGCGACAGAGCAGCAUCGAGGACGACUUCCUGGACGUCAGCAUGGACAUGCGGAGCAGGCGCGGCGACCUGGGAGGCUACUACGAUCAUCCUCAUUAUCGUCAGCAUUACCACCAGCACCCUCAGCGUCGCUUCCAGAGCGAGGGGCGGCUGACGGACGUCGGCAGGAGCUACUACAGGGAUAAUAGGGCCCACUCUGUGGCCAGACUCAACCGGGGAAUGGACGAGCCUCUGAUUUUAGGAAGCUCCCAAUCCAUGGCACGCCUGGAUCACACGGGGAGGAGGACGGCCCAUGGCUGUGCCCCCUCACCAAGACGCCCCAUGAUGGUUCCUUCCAUUGAAAUCACCAUGGAGAAUAACAGUGAGGGGAGUGAGGUGAACCUCUCACCUGUCAAGGAAGAUGUUUACUAUGGCAGUGUAGCUCGGCGCAGGAAGUGGCCCCCACAGCGAUCAGACCAUCGAUAUGAUGAUUAUGGUGGACGUGGUCGCCGCUCACCAGAGUACUAUGAGUCUGAGCCAGAGGACCUUACUCGAAUAUUUGUUGCCCUGUUUGAUUACGAUCCCCUCUCCAUGUCCCCAAACCCUGACGCUGGGGUUGAGGAGCUUCCCUUUAAGGAAGGCCAGAUCAUUAAGGUGUACGGCGAUAAGGACACGGAUGGAUUUUACCGGGCUGAGAUCGGCGGUCGCCGGGGACUCAUCCCAUGCAACAUGGUGUCCGAGAUUCAGACAGAGGACGACGAGAUGAUGGACCAGCUCCUCAAGCAGGGAUUUCUUCCCCUCAACACUCCAGUGGAGAAGAUAGUCAACUGCAACCGCUUCAAAGAUGGCCGCUCAAUAAACCGCAGGUCCCGAAAAUCCAAAAGAGAGAGGAACAGGCGCAGUGGACGGCAGCAUCCUGUGUCUACCCGCAGGAUGGUGGCGCUGUACGACUAUGACCCCAGAGAGAGCUCUCCCAACGUUGAUGUGGAGACCCACUAUGGGGGCACCAGGCUGAGUGAGGAGGCUGAGCUGACUUUCUGUGCUGGUGACGUAAUCACUGUGUUUGGGGAAAUUGAUGAGGAUGGUUUUUAUUAUGGUGAACUGAACGGACAUAAAGGCCUGAUCCCCUCCAACUUUCUGGAAGAAGUGCCUGAGGAUGUAGAGGUCUAUCUGACAGACACUCCAUCUCGCUACCCCCAGGAUCACCCAUCAAGGACAAAGACCAAAAGGAAGAAGAGUGUUCAUUUCACUCCGUAAAGGCUCAGUGGCCGUCACGUAAGUGAACAACCGAGGAUACCACUGUUACGCUCUCCUCGUCUAAUGCAGAUGACAUGGGUCCCCUUUAGCUCCUGGUAUGCAGCAACACACACAUACGCAACUUACACACACACAACACACACACAACACAACACACACACAACAGACAACACACACACACACACACACACACACACACACACACAUACACUAACACAUAAAAUGUAGCUUGUUAAACUCUUCGCACACAUAUUUUCUCAUGCACCUAUAGACAAGCACCCUGUCCAUACAGAAUAAUUUUGAAUACUUGAUUUGAUAUUGAGAUUUAAAAUGGGGCUUGAUAGCUUAAAUGUGGUCACCCUGGCCAGUGCAUUAGACAAGAGGCAUGGUAUCUUCCGUUGUUUCUUUUGGGUGUUGUACAUUCUAAUGUCCGUCUUUCAUAACCAGUAAUACCCUUACUGUGACUCAUGAGAAGCUUCAAGGCCAUAGUUGCACAUCUAAGGUUCAGAGUUUACCCACCCACUACCCCUAACAACUGUGUGUAGUCAAUUAGAUGAGAAGCUAUUGGCACUCGGACUGAAAUUCUCCAUUUUUCUUUACCCCACCCCCUCCGCCCACCCCUGGGCCCCUCCGCCCACCUCUCCAGUUGAAGUAGUGCACCUUGACAUGCUGCUAAGUAAUUAACUGAAGAAAAAUAAAAAAAAGUUUUGAUUUGAAAAUUGGUACCAGACAAAAGAUUUGUCCAGCAAGUAGUUUAAUGCUGAUGUUAAACUUGAGCAUGUGGGGUGCACUUUUUCUUUCUCAUCUACAGAAUAGGUAGUUUAGAUGUAGCAGUCGUUAGUGACAUUCUCCUUUUGUCCCUACAUAGAGAGUGGCACGGGUUCCAAAAAGGAACAUCAUAGUCAAUUAACAUGAGAUUUUUUUUGCAUUAUAAUCUGACAGGUUUUAUGUAAAUCUAUGCUAAUUUUUAACUAAACAUUGUCACCAAACUGUUCAAUUGGGCCAACCUAACCACAAUGUUAGGUCAUGUACAUGUCAUAAUUUGCUGGUAAGUCAAACUCUAUUCUUACUUUGUAAAUCUGGUAAAUAAUAGCUCUGGGCAUGCCAGACCUCAACCAAUUGUAUUUUGACCAUUCUGUUAUUACAGUCUUAAACACGCUCUCAUGUUAAUGGCCUUCAAGUUGGAGAAUUCCUCUCUGAAGUGCAAUGGAAAAAGCCUUUUAGCUCAUGAGUACAAUGGAAGAAUACUUUAGACGAUAAAUGUUUUUCCUGUUCCCCACAUGUGUAUGACUGCCUUCACUUUCUAAGAGAAACUGUGUGUCAUCUUCAAUGUCCCUCAAAAGAACAAGUACUGAAUAUCAGAUUUAUUUUGUUUUUUGAGUGAAAGAUAGUUGUUGAUACAUCUCCCUUAUUUCAGUAGUCAUUCUAUGUAGCUAAAACAGUGAAUACGGAUAAAUGAAUGCAGAUUUGGGACCAGACCUGCUGCUGUCUCCCCAAGAGUACAUAAAUGGUCAGGUUAAUUAAGCAACUGAAGCCAGUUUUGGGAAAUAUUUGUAUGGAAUUGCUAAGAGCAGAAAGACAGUUUCCUUCAAAAAAGCCCCAAUCUCUAGCAGUGAUCCACAUAACUCUCAAGGGAAAUAGCCACAUGUAUAGUACUGUGUGUUGAUAAACCCAACAUAGUACAUAUACAGUGGCUGUAUUGGGACAGAAAAGUCGCUAAGACAAAUUUAGAGGGGUUGAGAGACAUUUUGAAGUGAAAAGUUUGUUGAGAGACAAAAACAAGGCGGAAGUGGAAGAAGAGGUUACAAUGCAAACAGAAAGUUUGAAAACAGAAGGGAAGAAAGGAAAGAAGAAAGGAGGGAAGGUAGGAAAGAAGGAGAGGAAAAAGAAAAAAAGACAUUUUUGCUUAAUUCCCCUCCACCUGAACUGUCCCCUACGGGUCUCCCAUUAGGUCCCGCUGGACAAAUCGGGUCCACCCAGAAGAGCAGCAACCCCAACCGUGCGCCCUCGCAUCCCGGGCUCCGGUCCUGCCUCCCAGGGCC